UUUGCCAAAAGUCCACCCCAGCCAUGUGGCUCCCAGGUGCUGACGCAGAGCCCUGCCCUGAGAUACGAGGGGACUGAACAGCGGCUUUGCAGCCCGGUCGGGUGUGUGGUGGUGAGGCUGGAACGGGGCUGUGCCAGCUCCAAAGCUUUCCCUGAGUAAGCAGGUUUGUGAACCUGAACUGCAUUUGCCCUGCGAGCAGCAAGGUGACAGCAGCAGCCACAGUUCAGCGCCGAAUUUGGGGUGACCCGGCUGACACGAAGGGACCUGUCGCCAUCCAGGACGCCAUGGCAAGUGACACGGAGCCCUCCAACACCAUCAAACUGCUGCACCUGCUCUUCCUCUCCACCUCCUGGGGAAUGCAGGUGUGGGUGACCUUCGUGGCCGGGUUUGUGAUGAGCAGGCACCUCCCUCGCCACACCUUCGGCUCCAUCCAGCGGCAGCUCUUCCCCUACUACUUCCACAUCAGCUCCACCUGUGCCUUCCUCAACCUGACCCUGUUUGCCAUGUCCCACCCCAGCGAGCAGCUCGGCGAGCAGCACAUGACCCAGAUCAUCGUCUUCCUCGUCUGCGUCGCCGCCGCGGUGCUGAACACGCAGUGGUUUGGGCAGGUGGCCUCUGACUUGGUGGCCGAGCUGCAGCUGGUGGAGCAGAGCCAGGGGCUGGGGCAGGAGGUGGGGCUGGCAGCCAGCGAGCCCCGCAGGCAGCUCCGUGCCUCCAACCCCGGCUACAGGCAGCUGGCCCGGAGCUUCGCCCUCUACCACGCUCUGUCCUCGCUCUGCAACCUCCUGUGCAUCGUGUGCAACGGGCUGAGCCUCUACCACCUGGCUGGCCAGCUCUCUGCCCUCUGAGGGCACUGCCAGGGGAUGGUGGACAGUGCCCAGCCCCUGCUGCCUCGCUGUAAAGCAACCCCCAGCUUUGGGCAUUAAAGUGCAGCAUCCUCGGGUGGAGAUACUCUUGCUGUGUUGAAAUUUAGGAAUAGUGAAAUGGAAAUG
Messenger RNA from Pyrgilauda ruficollis (rufous-necked snowfinch), 992 nucleotides. It is a transcript of the gene TMEM205, whose product is annotated as transmembrane protein 205. The record is from RefSeq and is a predicted model, not a curated record. Bases 285 to 848 code for a protein of 187 amino acids. The transcript is spliced from 3 exons. NCBI's taxonomy places the organism in Eukaryota, Metazoa, Chordata, Aves, Passeriformes, Passeridae.